Petromyzon marinus (sea lamprey) is the source of this 1183-nucleotide messenger RNA. RefSeq names its product calmodulin-1. Lineage: Eukaryota; Metazoa; Chordata; Hyperoartia; Petromyzontiformes; Petromyzontidae. The record is from RefSeq and is a predicted model, not a curated record. Gene Ontology annotation, cellular component: myosin II complex. Gene Ontology annotation, molecular function: calcium ion binding.
GAGGCAGGGCAGGGGGAGGAAGAGGAGGAGACGAGAAUCGACAACUCUCGCGUUCGUGCGGCCCCGGCUACAGCAGCAAGCAAGCAAGCAAGAGGAGCAAGCGGCAGUAGUAGAAGCAGCAGCAGCAGCAGCAGUCGUAGUAGUUCUAGCAAGCGGCUACAGCAGUAGCGAGCGAGAGACAGCACAAGCAGCAGCAGCAGCGGCAGGCAUGGCAGACCAACUCACUGAGGAGCAGAUUGCUGAGUUCAAGGAGGCGUUCUCCUUGUUUGACAAGGAUGGCGAUGGCACCAUCACCACCAAGGAGCUGGGCACCGUAAUGAGGUCGCUGGGACAGAACCCCACGGAGGCGGAGCUGCAGGACAUGAUCAACGAGGUGGACGCUGAUGGCAAUGGAACUAUUGACUUCCCAGAGUUUCUCACGAUGAUGGCGAGAAAGAUGAAGGACACAGACAGCGAGGAGGAGAUCCGAGAGGCCUUCAGAGUAUUCGACAAGGACGGAAAUGGCUACAUCAGCGCGGCGGAGCUGCGUCACGUGAUGACGAACCUCGGGGAGAAACUAACAGACGAGGAGGUUGACGAGAUGAUCCGGGAAGCCGACAUCGAUGGGGACGGGCAGGUCAACUACGAAGAGUUCGUGCAAAUGAUGACGGCCAAGUGAAGUUGUACAGUGUCUUACUGCAUCCGUACGGAGCUUUGUUAUUAUAGUUUUGUUAGUUUUCUUUAAUUCUUCAUUUUGUGUUUUUAAUAAUUAUUAUAGCAUAUUAGAUUUCAAGUGUAUACAGCUCAGUUUGGUGACAUUUCCCCCAUUUAAGGUGAACAUGUAUAAAUUCAAAAGCCUGGCCUUUGUUGAGUAUCAGGAUAUCAUUUAACCCACAGAAAAUGUAUGAGCUUCUUCGAAAGGUAUUCCAAUUGAAGAAGAGGCAACAUUUUAGCAUUACAUAAAAAAAGGGUUAUGUAACUCGGUAGGCUGUAAAUGUUACAUGUAACUGUGUAAGCAGCAAGUGGGGUUCCUUGACUUUUUUAAGCAAGAUUUUUUGCCAUUGAUUUAUCAGAAUGAGGUACUGCAUUCAAAAAAAGAUCAGAAAUACAGUCUGUUGUUACUCUCGUAUCCGCAUACUGUACUGUAUUGCACUAUUGCAAAUCUGAUAUACUUUCAAGGUACUCUACUACAGACAGAUGAAAU